This is a messenger RNA of Myripristis murdjan (pinecone soldierfish), 1916 nucleotides long. RefSeq names its product transmembrane protein 100a (gene tmem100a). Lineage: Eukaryota; Metazoa; Chordata; Actinopteri; Holocentriformes; Holocentridae. The record is from RefSeq and is a predicted model, not a curated record. Gene Ontology annotation, cellular component: plasma membrane. The coding region runs from base 396 to 818 and encodes 140 amino acids. Gene Ontology annotation, biological process: cellular response to BMP stimulus. The transcript has 2 exons.
ACACCAAUCUCCCGUCAUCGAUACUUGAACAUAGUUGCUCUCAAUGGGGAUGGCAAUCCAACAGCCGCAAUCUGAGGACCUAUGGGGGGACAUGCAUAUCCGAUGAAUGGGAGUCAAAUUCCACCACGGGGAGAAGCGGCAGUCGGGCUCAGCCGAGAGGAGAGAAACAUCCACUUCAGAUUAAACCAGUCUGACUUUUUAUUCUCUGCCAAGUCGGGUGUUAUUUGAAAAACCAGUUGAGUUUGGCCGGCGGUGAGAGGCACUUUGAACACACAGCGGCAUGGAAAACGCCUGCGAGAUUGGGAGACCUUGACAAGGGGAAAAGAGGUAAAAAGGCAACACCCAGGAGCCAUCUGUGCUUGGUUAAAAGGAGGCAUUUGCUGCUGGAUCCUGCCAUGCCAGAGGAAGUUAAUAAGGACGCCAUGAGAGUGCCAGCAACCCCAGAAAGAGUUCUCUCAGAGAAAGCCAAUAGCAAUGACCGGCCUGCCGCCACCGCCGGGACGCCGGUCAGCAUCCCGCUGGUUAAUGAGGUCCAGCUCACCGCGGCCACUGGCGGGGCAGAGCUGUCCUGCUAUCGCUGCACUGUCCCGUUUGGGGUGGUGGUCCUCAUUGCAGGUAUUGUGGUCACAGCUGUGGCUUACAGUUUCAACUCGCACGGAUCCACCAUCUCCUACUUUGGGUUGGUGCUCCUGUCAGCUGGACUGGUGCUGCUGGCGUCCAGUGCGAUUUGCUGGAAGGUGAGACUGGAGAGAAAGAAGGAAAGGCGGAGGGAGAGCCAAACUGCCCUUGUCGCAAACCACCGGAGUAUUUUCACUUGAGCCACCAGUUUGAGCGACACUCUCCGGAUUAUUGGAGUUCGAAAUGGCCCUGUUUUCGAAAGUGGUUUGGAGACACAGACACAGCUGUAGGCAGAUGUUUUCACGGACCAGCAUGCAGCGGGUUGCUGACCUGUAAAGCCUAAACCGCAGACUCCCAAGGCCCAGUGUGCCAGAACUUAAAGCUUUGAAGAUGCUGUAAGGGAUUUAUUUGUCAAACAGACGCAGUGCAUCUGGCGAGCUGGGAACUCGGCCAAAAGGAAUGUAUCACAAUUAAGAUGAAUUACCACUGUGCAAAGCAACGGAAAGGAAGUCUCCCAUUAAUCUGCUGUUGCAUCUGGUGGCGCUGAUUGCAGUGGGAUGGAUUGUGGUUCGAAAAGCCCAGGAAAGGAGAGGGAAAUCGGAAAAUCCAGGACAAUGAAUCACGCCUCAUUUACCAUGUUUCAUCCUGCACAUAUCGGUUAUGAAGUCUCAUUCAUGGCUGCACAGGGAAUGACUGUGAAUCGCCUGUCAUGGAAGUAUGGUACUUAGUAUGUUAAUAUGUAGCUGACGAGUGACAUGUCACAGACACAAAGACAUUAGGUUUUUGUUUGAAGUCUACCAAUGUAUUCAAUGCAUCAAAUACAAUUACACGUCACAUAAUACUUAUACAAAUGCUUCAGUGUUAUUCGUAAAGGUGGAAUAUGAAGUGUAUAAGUCAGUUUCAGCCUUGAAUAUGUAUUCUCUUAAAGCACUUUGAUCCACACCUCCACUAUCAGUAUAUGCAGAGCUAACAGCAAGACUUUUGGCAUCAUAUAGCAGUUUAAAGCAAUGAUACAAGCAACAAUGAGCAUUUUUGCCAAUACUUACUAUAUGUCAAACAAAUCCAAAUGAAUAUUCCUAUCGCACGUAAUACUGUUAAUUCUCAAUGAGUCAGUGUAUCAUGGCAUUUAUCACUUGUCACUGUCCACAUCGCAUUUCCAUACUGUAAAGAAUUUUGAUGUGUAGAGUAUUUUAUUUUGUUUUACUAUAAUCGUUUGCAUGUAUGUCUCUUCAGAUCACACUACAUUAAUUGUUAAUAGGACGUCAUGAGGUUUAAUAAACUCUCAUUAAUGUUUAAAC